Pelodiscus sinensis (Chinese soft-shelled turtle) is the source of this 2099-nucleotide messenger RNA. It is a transcript of the gene BAG5, whose product is annotated as BAG cochaperone 5. Gene Ontology annotation, molecular function: adenyl-nucleotide exchange factor activity; protein-folding chaperone binding. The record is from RefSeq and is a predicted model, not a curated record. Lineage: Eukaryota; Metazoa; Chordata; Testudines; Trionychidae. Gene Ontology annotation, cellular component: membrane; nucleus; cytoplasm. Gene Ontology annotation, biological process: regulation of inclusion body assembly; protein stabilization; negative regulation of protein ubiquitination.
AUAAAGGAGACGCUCUCAGCCGCCUGAGGCCCCCGCUCGGUGCCGCCCCUGGGCUCCGGCACGCGCUCUCCCUGCCCCCGGGACGCCCCCAUUGUGAAGUCAUCCCCUGCUGGUGGCGCGGCCCGGCGGAUCCAGGCUCCUCCUGCAGGGAUGUAGCGAGCCCGGGCUCCGGGGGGGAUCGGGGCCUGCUCCAGGGGAUUGUCUUCCUCCAAGGCUGCUGGCUAGGCUCAUUUGAAACUGGAGGAAAUAAGAUAAUGGAUAUGGGUAACCAACACCCUUCCAUCAAAAGGCUUCAAGAAAUACAGAAAGAAGUCAGAGAUAUUGAACAGCAGGUGGUGAUUUUCAGUGGCCUGUCUUCUGACAGGGAUUACAAGAAACUGGAGAGGACUCUGACUAAACAACUUUUUGAAAUAGAUUCUGUAGAUACUGAAGGAAAAGGGGAUAUUCAGCAAGCCAGAAAACGAGCAGCCCAGGAAACAGAAAGACUACUCAAAGAAUUGGAGCAGAAUGCAAACCAUCCACACAGACUGGAAAUAGAGGCCAUAUAUAAGGAAGCUCAGUCAUUGGUGGAACGUGAAAUCACACCUUUUUAUAAAGGUGGCAACUGUAUAACUGAUGAAUUUGAAGAGGGUAUUCAGGAUAUUGUAUUGAGACUUACUCAAGUGAAAACUGGAGGAAAAAUCUCGCUACGGAAAGCAAGAUACCGCACUCUGACAAAAGUGUGUGCAAUUCAAGAGAUUAUAGAAAACUGUAUAAAACAGCAACCUUCCUUGCCACUCUCCAGUGAUGCACAUCCUUCAGUCUCAAAAAUUAACUCUAUUAUGUGUGAUGUAAACAAAGCGAGGGGUACUCUUAUUGCAGUCUUAAUGGGAGUAAAUAAUAAUGAGACUUGCAGGCAUUUAUCCUGUGUGCUUACUGGUCUGGUUGCUGAUUUGGAUGCGUUGGAUGUUUGUGGCCACACAGAAAUAAGAAAUUACAGAAAGGAAGUGGUGGAAGAGAUUAAUAAAUUACAGAAAUACCUGGAUUUGGAAGAGGAAGCAGACUCUGCUCAUGCUUAUGACUUGGCACAAAAUCAAUCCAUUCUAAAAAUAGAAGAGAUCCGCAAAAAAAUGAAAGAAGUUCAUUCUUUAAUUUUCAGAGCAGAAAAUGCUUCUGAUCUGUUCUUGGGAUCCAAGGCAGAACUUCAAGGUUUAAUUGCCCACUUGGAUGAAGUGAGUCCAGGAAAGAACCCAUGCAUCAGAGAAGCCAGGAGAAGAGCAGUGAUAGAAGUGCAAACUCUUAUAACAUACAUUGAUUUAAAAGAAGCACUUGAAAAAAGGAAAUUGUAUGGUGAACAAACUGUUGUAGAACACCACUCCCAUAAGGCAGUCUGGAGUGUUCUUGAACAUUUGUCUCAGAUUCAGAGGGAAGUGCUGUCUUUUGAUGGAAACCGAACUGAUAAGAACUAUAUGAGACUAGAAGAGCUCCUCACUAAGCAACUUCUGACACUUGAUGCUGUUGAUCCACAAGGAGAUGAACGGUCUAAAGUUGCCAGAAAGCAGGCAGUAAAGCUUGCACAGAAUAUUCUUUACUAUCUAGACAUGAAAACAGAUGAAUGGGAGUACUAGGAAAAUAGUGGCCUCAUGUUAGGUGUUGCUUUCCUUUUUUGCACUUUAUGUAGACUGAUAGCUCCCAUGAACAGCACAUGAUUAAAAGUUGUGUUUUUAUAUUCGCUCGAAUUGUGGAGAUGAUGUAAAUAGUUGGCUUGAAUAUAUGGCAGCUAUCCCACAUUUUUGCCCACUUGCCAUGACAAUUGUCAGUACACCGUUUUUUCCAUUUUGGUCACUAUGUUAUGUGAGAGAGAUGGUUUUCUUGAGGAAUUGCAUAAGUAUCAGAAUCUGUAAUAUUUGGUCAAACUGUUUGGUUUUUCUUCAAAAAAGCAUGUUUCUCAAAGAUGCAGGAAUUUACUUAAGAUACAGUACUGGAAAAACUAUGAAAAGAAGACUGGAAAUUUAAGAUUAUUGGCCAAAUGCAAGGUUAGAUCCAUCAGCUUUACACCAGCAUUGACAUAUUUAUAAUGUAUUGUUCUAAUCAAAAGAUUAAAUAUAAAAGGUUGGCUU